AUGAGAUCAACGAUUAUUGCUGACAACAUCACCCCUGAAGAUAUGAAGGCAAGGGCUAUGAUUUUCAUCAGGAAACAUAUGGAGGAAGCACUAAAGGUGGAAUAUUUAGCUGAAGAGGACCCACGGUCCCUUUGGGUCGCUCUAGAAGAGCGAUUCAACCAUCAGAGGACCAAUUACUUGCCGAAAGCAAGGCACGACUGGCAGAACAUACGUUUGCAAGAUUUCAAGACUGUCAACGAGUAUAACUCUGAAAUCUGCCGGAUUCGGUCACCCCUAAAAUUCUGUGGAGAAGAGUUCACAGAAGCUGAUCUAUUGGAAAAAACUUUCUCCACCUUCCCUCCUUCCUGUGUGGUCAUGCAACAACAAUACAGGGAGAGAAACUUUGCUAGAUUCUCAGAAUUGGUCACCGUCCUGUUCUCAGAAAAGAACAACGACCUACUUUUGAGGAAUGAUCAAGCAAGGCCUAUUGGCACUAGAAUAAUUCCUUUACCUAAAGCAAAUGCUAUUGCCUAUCACGAAAAUAACCGUGCAAGGAGGAACUGGGGCUGUGGAAGGGAAGAAGGUCUGAACAUCUGA
This is a messenger RNA of Rosa chinensis, 576 nucleotides long. RefSeq lists its product as uncharacterized. Bases 1 to 576 code for a protein of 191 amino acids. Lineage: Eukaryota; Viridiplantae; Streptophyta; Magnoliopsida; Rosales; Rosaceae. The record is from RefSeq and is a predicted model, not a curated record. The transcript has a single exon.